This is a messenger RNA of Hydra vulgaris (swiftwater hydra), 1529 nucleotides long. Its product is annotated as myosin light chain kinase A. NCBI's taxonomy places the organism in Eukaryota, Metazoa, Cnidaria, Hydrozoa, Anthoathecata, Hydridae. Gene Ontology annotation, molecular function: protein kinase activity; ATP binding. Gene Ontology annotation, biological process: protein phosphorylation. The record is from RefSeq and is a predicted model, not a curated record.
GUAAUAAUAACAAUAAUAAUAAUAAUUUAGAAAUACAUAACAUGCGAUAAUUAAAAUGGAAUUUCAGGAAAAAUAUGAGAUAAAUGGUUUUAUUCAGAAAGGACAGUUUGGUAGUUAUUAUGUAUGUAUUAACAAGAAAACAGGCUCUAGACUAACAGUGAAAAUGAAGUCUGUAAGUCACUACAAAAAUGAUGGUUCAAGUAAUGCUUAUGUUGAUCUUGAAGAAUCGCGUGAAAUUGCAAUAUGGCGUAGACUAAAACAUCGCAAUGUCUUAGAACUUCUUGAUAUUAUAAAAACUCCAACUAGACAUUACCUUGUGAUGGAAUGUAUACUGGAGCGUAACCUUUUAGAUGAAAUAGAAAAAUCUACUACAUACACUGAGCGGGAUGUUUGUUUUUAUAUUAGACAAGUAUUGAGUGCGUUAUUAUAUUUUCGUAAAAAAAGAAUCAUUCACCGUAAUAUUAACGCAGAAAGUAUUUUCCUUCAACGAAGUAACAUCAAUGAAAUAAUUAAAAUUGCUGAUUUUGGACUCGCAGUUCGGUUAAGUAAAGGUCAAAAUUACGUCUCGGUUGAAGCGUGUGGUUUGCCUUUAUUCUUGGCACCCGAAACUAUUUUAGAUAGACCUAUUAGUUAUGGAGUUGACCUUUGGUCAGUAGGAGUUCUUUUUUAUAUUAUGCUCAUCGGAAAUCCUCCAUUUUGGAAUGAAUUUCUAAAGUGCUUAUAUUUUGAUAUUACAACAAAAAAAAUGAAUACAUCACAUUCGAAUUGGCAUAAUAUUUCGGAUAUAGCAAAGGAGUUUUUAGAAAUUUUAUUAGAAAAAAACAGUUUAAAAAGAAUCAACGUAGAACAGGCAUUAAAUCAUGCAUGGUUUGAAUCAAAGAAAAAAUCAAAACUGCAUCGUAGUGAUGUUAUUGAAAACUUGAAAUGUUUUAAUGCGAAAAAAAAACUUGAUAACGAAAUUUUUAAAUUUCAAAGAAUUCCGAGUCUAAGUACAAGUUCAUCUCAGAACUAUCACAAUCAAAAUGAAGAUUAUGAAAAUGAACGCAUUUAUAGACAAAAGACUGUAAUAAGCGAAGUGAAUUAUGUCAAGUUAGACAAUUUGCGACAAAUAUCAAACAUAAGCGUUUCUUUUCAUCCGAUAACACUUCGAAUAGAUUUAAAUGAACCAGAUUUGUAAGCCACAGUUUUUAAUCACAAAAAUUUCACUACUAAUACAAUCAAGUUUAAAAAAAAAAAAAACAUUCUUGAAAAAAAAUACCCAAGUAAUCUUAAGCUCAAAGUUAGUUUACUGAUCAGAGACUUUAACGCUCGAAACUGAAAAGAGUAAAAUGCAGUACAUAUUAGUUAUAAAUCAAUUUAAACAUCGCUUUACGCAAUUUGUUUCUGCAUGUCUUUGCAUUAUAUAUAAAAAAAGAAAAAGUUUAUCCGCUGUUGAGUGUAACGAAGGAAAAAGAAAAAGUUUAUCCGCUGUUGAGUGUAACGAAGGAAAAUAUAAAAGUUCAUCCGCUGUUGAGUGUAACGAAGGAAAA